Molecule: messenger RNA, 919 nt
Organism: Drosophila eugracilis
Lineage: Eukaryota; Metazoa; Arthropoda; Insecta; Diptera; Drosophilidae
Exons: 4
Coding region: 115-600 (161 amino acids)
Source: RefSeq, a predicted model, not a curated record
AUAUAAAAGUACCAAUAUUUGAUGCUGAGUUACUCUUAGAACUCCCCCAUUUUCCAUUUGCAAAGACAUUUGCUUUUAGUGUCAACGAGUUGAACAAAAUUUCUGGUUACCUUUAUGAGUUUCCCAUUUCGUUGCGUGAACUUUGUGCUGCAAUUGGCCACGGCGUUGCUAGAGGUUAUCGCCCUGGUCCUGCUCAUCCAAAUCCUGUUCACCCACUGUGUUCGGGGCCAGGAAUACGGGAUAACGGUAUGGAUGUACAUCUUUUUCCUGCCACCCAUUGCCCUGCAGAGUGUGGUGCUCGUCAUAUUCCGGCUGUGCUGCACCACCGUGGGCCUCGAUCCAAUUGCGAUGACGUUCAAUCUGACCAGCGGCCUCGUCUGCAUAGCAUGCGCCCUUACCCUGCUCAUAGCCAUGUCGGAGCACUGCGGCAACGAGUUCGCAUUCUUAUUCUAUUUAUCGAGUGCCUUUGGCAUAGUCGCAGGAGUCCUGCAUUUGCUGAAUGCCUGCGUGUGCAACGUGUUCAUGCCCCUCAGCGAAUGGUCUUACCUCAAGCCUUCGAAGAGGGAAAGGAAGAAGGCUUUGAAAAAAGAUUACGCUUAGGUGUAUAGGAUGAGCACAAGAUGGCUAAAAAUGUUUUCUUUUUAAUCAAUUUUAUAGAGCUUAGUACAGGCUUUUUGAAUUUUCAAUGUAGAUUGAAGUUCGUGAAGGUUCUUUUUAUACAAAUAAAAUAUCAAAAAGAUAAGGGAUACUUAGUAGAGAUUAUAUUAACAUGCUCGUCAGAUUAAUUGACAGCUUGCAAUCAUUUGGGCAUAACUUAAGUAGACUUUUAUUCAUUCUUAAACGCCUCUUUGGCUGCCAGACAGAGGCAAGGGAAAACAGUUUAGCUAUACAAGCCUUGAGUUUUCCGCAGACAAACCCA